Messenger RNA from Anoplopoma fimbria (sablefish), 2036 nucleotides. RefSeq names its product isocitrate dehydrogenase (NAD(+)) 3 non-catalytic subunit gamma (gene idh3g). Gene Ontology annotation, biological process: tricarboxylic acid cycle; isocitrate metabolic process. The record is from RefSeq and is a predicted model, not a curated record. Lineage: Eukaryota; Metazoa; Chordata; Actinopteri; Perciformes; Anoplopomatidae. Gene Ontology annotation, molecular function: oxidoreductase activity, acting on the CH-OH group of donors, NAD or NADP as acceptor; NAD binding; magnesium ion binding. Bases 47 to 1225 code for a protein of 392 amino acids. The transcript has 12 exons. Gene Ontology annotation, cellular component: mitochondrion.
AACGCCGCCUCCAAAUCGUGCACGCGACCAGUUCCUAAACGUCAAGAUGGCUGCCCACACUGCUGUGCUGUCGAUGUCCAAAUUCAUUAAUCCCUUCUGGGGUGGACGCCUUGGAAAUACGGUCAAAGUAUUUGGAACAACUCUUACAAGCCACAGGAAUAAGACCGGAAAUUGUCCCCCUCCUGCAAAGUAUGGAGGCAGACACACUGUGACCCUCAUACCUGGGGAUGGAAUCGGUCCAGAGCUGCUCAAUCAUGUCAGAGAGGUUUUCAGGUUCAGCUGUGUCCCAGUGGACUUUGAGGUGGUGCACGUCAACUCUGCCAUGGAGAGUGAGGAUGAUAUCAACAAUGCCAUCACUGCCAUUCGUCGUAAUGGGGUUGCCCUCAAAGGUAACAUAGAAACCAAUCAUACCAUGGCGCCAUCUGUCAAAUCCAGAAAUAAUCUCCUACGCACAAGCUUAGACCUGUAUGCCAAUGUGAUGCACUGCCAGUCACUCCCUGGAGUUCAGACUCGCCACAAGAACAUUGACAUCAUGAUCAUCAGGGAGAACACGGAGGGGGAGUACAGCAGUCUGGAGCACGAGAGUGUAUCAGGCGUAGUGGAGAGUCUCAAGAUCAUCACCAGGAACAACUCCCUCAGGAUUGCCGACUAUGCCUUCAAGCUGGCCAGGGAUAAAGGUCGUAAAAGGGUCACUGCCGUACACAAGGCUAACAUCAUGAAGCUUGGUGAUGGCUUGUUCCUGCAGUGUUGCCGGGAAGUGGCGUCUGGUUACCCGGACAUCACAUUCGACAGCAUGAUUGUGGACAACACCACCAUGCAGCUGGUGUCCAAGCCCCAGCAGUUUGAUGUGAUGGUGAUGCCCAAUUUGUAUGGGAACGUGGUGAGCAACGUGUGUGCAGGCCUGGUGGGAGGGCCUGGCCUCGUGCCUGGGGCUAACUAUGGUCGGGACUAUGCUGUCUUCGAAACGGCCACAAGGAACACAGGGAAGAGUAUUGCGGAAAGGAACAUUGCUAACCCCACUGCCAUGCUGCUAGCCGGCUGCAUGAUGCUGGACCACCUGAAGCUCUAUGACUACGCAAGUAUGAUCCGAAAUGCAAUCCUCACCACAAUGAAUGAAACCAGGUUGCACACAGCUGAUAUUGGGGGUCAGGGCACCACGUCAGAUGUGGUCCAGUCCAUCAUGAAGUUCAUCCAGAGUAAAGGGCCGCUCAUAUCCGAGCUCUAAACACACACGCACACGCACACACACAGGUGUGAGUUUGAACAGGUUAUCCAUGCAUGUCUGUUGCCAUAGCGCCAGGUCUUAUGCUGGCAUCAGAACGUUUCCUUUUUUUUGUUGCACACAGCUUACUGAUAACUGUACAAACAACCUCUUAUCCGCACCUGUGUGGUUCACAUAUAAUAAUGACCUUCGCAAGACUUAUUAAAAAACAGUUUACCAUUGAUCAAAUUCCAUCAUCACUUAUAUCAAAUGAUAAAUCCUACUGUAGGGAUAUUUCCUGAGCUCAUCAGGUUAAUUCAGAUGAAAAUCUGUUGUCUUACAAAUUGUUAUGAGACAUGAAAAUGACUCUCUGUGGCCUGACACAUGCUGGGGUCAGAAAUAUGUUAAAUAUCCUAAUAUGACCAUGCAUUUUCAACUCUGCACUCGUAAAUGUGGAUCGUUAUUUAUUUUCAACAUUCGAUUUAUGUUACUGCCUUUUUAUUAAAAAAGAGACCAAUGUUUAUUUAAUGCCUUACCUUUUUUUUUUGUCAUACUGUAACUUAAAUAUCGAGUUGCCUUUUAUAAAUGUACUGUCCUGCGUGUUCACAUCAGAUCAACUGUACUUUAAAAUGGUGAUGUAGCUAUUUCACAUACUGUGUCAGAGGAGAUGUUUAUUAAGGUAACUAAGUUAGGGUCAUGUCACAAAAAUAUGCUGUUGUCUUUUAGUUAAACCAGGCAAGAGUUCUUAAGUUGGAUAUGAAAAGACUUGUAUCAUAUCUGUGGGUGGUUAUGUAUACUGUAUAACACAAAUACUAUAAAUAAAGAAAUAACCUAC